This is a messenger RNA of Girardinichthys multiradiatus, 1933 nucleotides long. RefSeq names its product interferon-induced protein with tetratricopeptide repeats 5-like. The record is from RefSeq and is a predicted model, not a curated record. Gene Ontology annotation, molecular function: protein binding. The coding region runs from base 133 to 1440 and encodes 435 amino acids. Gene Ontology annotation, cellular component: cytosol. The transcript has 2 exons. Lineage: Eukaryota; Metazoa; Chordata; Actinopteri; Cyprinodontiformes; Goodeidae. Gene Ontology annotation, biological process: defense response to virus.
CGUCCUCUGGCGUCGUCGCGCGACAUUGAGCCGCGUAUAAAACUCUGCGCGAGCUUCAGGAGAGCAUUCUGCGGCUGCGCCUGCAACAGACGGUGAACAAACACCUUCAUCUUUACAGGAAACAGCUACAAGAUGAGUUCUGCUCAGAGCCUGGAGUCCAAACUGAAGGCCCUGGAGUGCCACUUCACCUGGGAUCUGGAGCCAAAAGAGAGCAAAGUCUUCCGUAUCAAGGACAAGCUGGAGGACAUCGGUACUGAGGAGGGAAACUUCUGGCUGGGUCACAUUUACAACCUGCAGGGAUUCAUCCAGUACCAGCUGGGCUCCACUGAAGAUGCCCUGAAGCUCUUCAACCAGGCCACUGAGACCUUCAAGCAGCAGAAGAACACAGAUGAAGGUCCCUGGUUGAUGGUGAACUUUGGGAAUCUGGCUUGGCUGCACCAUCAUCUGGGUGAAAAUGACAAGAGUCAGGAUUACCUGUCAAAGAUUGAUGCUGUGAAGAAGAAGGGGGAGCUCCAUCAAGAGGUCUAUGCUGAGAAGGCCUGGACCCUGAUGAAGUUUGAUAAAGCAAAGAAGCUGGAGGCUACAGAGCUCUUUCUUAGAGCCAUCCGGAUGCAGCCGGACACAGUGGAAUGGCAGAGCAGCCGUAUGAUAGGGCUGCUGAGCAUUUUUAAACACAGCGAUGAGGAACCAGAGGCUGACAACUUGGAGGACCUGAGAGUUGCCAGAGAAGAAGAUCCAGGAAACUUGUACCUCGCUGCUGUUGAACUGAAACAAUGUGCCAAGAGAGGUGAGCAAAGUAAAGAUGAAGUACAGGAGCUAGUACAGGAGCUGUCAGAGAAGAUUUUACUGAAUCCUAUCAGCAGCUACAGCGGCAUCAAACCACUGCUGAGGAUCUACAGACAAAACGAAUCCUUCGAUGAUGCAAUCGACGUGGCAGAAAGGGCCCUCAAGGUGGAUCCAGAUUCCCGGUACCUGAAGAGAUGCGCUGCUCUCUGCUACAAAUGGAAGAUAACAUUUUCCAGGGACAGACGCCCAAAUCAAAGCACUUUUGACCGAGCAAUCAGCCUGUUGGAGGACGUCAUCUCUCUCUACCCUCAUUCUUCUUUAACAAAGAAGGUGGACCUUGCAAGUGUAUUGGCCAAGUCCGGUCGCGGACUGAUGAAAUCAAAUCAGAUCUUUGAGGAGCUGCUGCAGACAGCUGUGGAUCCUGGAGAUCAACAGAUGCUCUUCAACAGCUAUGCCAAGUACCUCCACUUCGACCGAAAGGAAGGGAACAUGUCGAUAAAGUAUCACAUGAAGGCAGCAGCCAUAAAUCACGAGUCCUUCUGCCGGAUGCACAGCAUCAAGGCGCUGGAGAAGAUCCGAGACCGCGGCAGGCACAGAAUGUGCAGAGAAAUCCAGGAGUUUCUGGAAAACCUGAAAGACGUCAAGACUGUGUGAACUCCAGACUUUCAAAGAACAGAUCCGUUUCUAACGUUCUUUUAAGAAGAGAUCUUGUGAAUUUACUGAUGAUUCCAACCUUCACAAAAUUAUUUCAGUUUUAGCUUUAGCCUGAUUCUUUCAGGGAUAAUAUUAGACAUGACUGAUUCAAACAAACUGAAUAUCAAACACAAUGUAACAUUUGUUAAACAAUCUAGUUUUAAUUUCUUUCAUAUUUCCGGUAUUUGGUAAUGUAAUUUGUUUCAGCCUUUAUUCACAUGUCAACAGGAACAUAUAGUUAAAGGUUUGGGGGAUUUUAAUCAGAUGUCUAUUAUUUUAAAUAAACCAAAAUAUAUCACUUUAAGAUUCCCUUAUGUCAUUUUUCAGUUCUUUCACUCAGAUCAAGUAUUAUAAAACACACAACAGUCACCAGUUCCAGCCAAUCAGACUGUAUGUAUAUCAUUUUUAUUCCUUUGGAAUUAAAUGCAAAAAUUAAAUAAAUCAUACAACAUUU